Molecule: messenger RNA, 3037 nt
Organism: Scophthalmus maximus (turbot)
Lineage: Eukaryota; Metazoa; Chordata; Actinopteri; Pleuronectiformes; Scophthalmidae
Product: keratinocyte-associated protein 3
Exons: 6
Coding region: 307-969 (220 amino acids)
Source: RefSeq, a predicted model, not a curated record
GACUGCCUCCACAAGGGGCCUUUGUUUCGAUGAAUUGGUGGUGUUCAAAUUGAAAUAAUGCUGUCCGAUGAUUUAGUUUGACUUCAUUCUCGACUUUUCCACCUUCUCUAAACAUUCGCUCGAAGUGGCCGUGUGUGCUGCGCCCCUCCCUCAGCGUCCGGCGCGCCGCAGGUGACUCAGGUGCGUCUCCUGGCGUCAUACAGGAAGUGGACACAGUGUCGGUGAGGUUUCGAGUUUGUCCGUCGAGCGGCUCGAAAAAUACGGAUAUCUAUUUCGUUCAGAGGCAACAUCUGGCGCAGCAGAGUGAUGUGCUCGUUUGAUAAGGACAAAGGGCCGAGGAGGCUGAUGAAGACGGGGUUGACUCUCAUCCUGAUCGGCCAUAUUAACUUUAUCCUUGGGGCUAUUGUCCAUGGCAGUGUCCUCCGGCACAUUUCCAAACCCAGCCAGCACAUCUCCACUGAAUACACAGUGGCCAACAUCAUCUCUGUCACCUCUGGCCUGCUGAGCAUUGCCACUGGGAUUAUUGCCAUUGUGGUGUCAAGGAACAUACAUGUGUUAAAACUGCAAAUAGGACUUCUUAUUGCAUCAUUCCUGAACGCCCUGCUCUCUGCAGCAUGCUGCACAGGUCUACUCAUGGCAAUUAGUGUCACUGUCGCCCACAGUGGCCAAGGAUUGAUGCAGGGAUGCAAUGACACAGAAGUGCCCAUCAACGCUCGGUCACCUGUCAGUGCCCAGUGCCCCUUUGAUACAACACGGAUUUAUGACACCACCCUGGCAUUGUGGUUUCCCUGUGCUGUGCUGUCAGCGGUUGAGGUCGCACUGUCUGUCUGGUGCUUCAUCGUUGGAUUGGCUCUCAGGGGGCUGGCACCCUGUGGGAAAAGUUACAUCAAAGAGCAGCUGGAGGAAGAGGCCCAGUGCUCUCCUCAUAGCCAACGUCUGAUUGGACAGCGCUUCAACCCGGAUGCCUAACUGAACAAAGACCAGGAAGGAUACUACUCUUAUGUGGACAGGCACAACUAAAUCCCAAAGCCAUCACUGCACCUGUAUUCAGACUAGUACAUUUUGUCGUGUACUCAGCUGGAUGUGUGUCACUGUGGCACUGGAGUCUUAUCAGUUUUUAAGAGACUGGCUCAUUGCCCACCUGUGAAUGCCCUCAUUCACAGGUGGGUUACAAACAUUGCUCCAUUUGCAUUCAUGUAUAAACCAAACUGCUCUUCAUUCUACAUAUAAAGCGGAGAGAAGGCGUCUAAUUCAAUUCAGUCUAUCUGUGCCUGAUCAAUUGUAAAUUAAUUUAAGCGACGCAUCAGAAAAAUCACAUUGUUUGUUUUGUUGAUGCAUUCCAAAGUGCAGAGUCGAUGUGAAAGCUACAGUGAAAUAAUACUAAUCCUCUGUCUUAUCAGUAUCCCUCCUUGGCUGUUUGGGAUCUGUAGCACCAGAUAUGUCAUGCUGAGUCUUUUAAUAUGAAGAAAGCUUUGUUCAUGAAGAAAGUCCAAUUUCAUAUCUUGAAAAAGUAUGAAUAUUUAAGCUAAAUUAAUGAAUAUUUCAUCUUGUAUAAACCCGUUUAACAUUUCAGCAAAAUCUAUUUUAAUCUAUUGUUAUUGAUUAGGUGUGUAAGUUUGCCCAAAUGAUACAUUUUUUUCAUAUGAGAUGUAACCAAACUCAUCAAUGUUUGCCUGCAUACAAGUUUAAUACCCACAAAAAAUAUAUUUCAUCUUCGCCACUCAAGCACGUUGGUAAACUAAUGUGAAGUUGCCUCAUGUUAGUGGGUUGGGUUGAUUAAAACACCACAUCAUUUUGAAUAAUAUGUAGGUAAAGUGUUUGGCUUCACUCUAAAUUAGACAUGCUAUAUUGCAUUGCUUGAAAAUGGUUCAUAUUAUUAAUAACUAUUAGGGCAACUGCAGCUAGUGACAUUAGUUCAGUAGUAAGUACUGCGACUUACUGUUUAUGGAAAAGAACUGGCUAAAUGAACACGCCACAGACAACUGUACUACAUUUUAUUGGGGGUUUUGUACAUUUUUAUUAUAAAUUUUUUAUCAGCCUGGUGCUAGAACUAUUGAUUUUCUUUUUUUUUUUAUUGUUUAACAUGUUUUUGUAUCCUUUUUUUAUGAGGACCCAGAGUGACCAUAGGUCUCGUCACUGAAUAUUCAGAACGCUAAAAUGCAGUGUGAUUGGGGUUAUGAAUGCUCUGAACCUCCCUGGAUUUAAAUUAAACUGGACUACAGCUUAGAUGGGUAUGGACUGAGUGCCUCUCUGUACUUCAUACAGUGGGUGAAUGUCAAGUGUGGUCUUAUUAAGAGGUUAACAGUAUGUGGGCCAGCAGCCUCAGCCAGCAAAGGACCCCCCACCCCCCACAACUCUGACAGAGAGGAUCAGAUCAGAUCAGCCAUGAAACGGUUAAUCUAGUGCCAUGCUCAAUCGUGUGGAAGGGAAUCAUAGCACGCAGUACUAAUCCUGAGGCUGUAAGGGGUAAAUAUUGACAUGAUGUCGAGUGAUACGAUCACAACAAUUCUCUGAGGCCGUUUCAGUCAGUAGGACAUUGAUGUCACAGAGAUAAAUGAAAUUUGUAAUUUGACAUCACCAGAUGAAUCUAGGAGUGAAGAUGUUUCUUAAGAUAUUUCAAACAUUUAUUGUUAUAUCAGGACAAAUGAAGAGAUCAUGUGAAGGCUUGUGACAUAUUUUAAUGAAAAGCUGUUAUUAUUUGAUACUAUGUUUUUUUCAUUAUUUGGGUCGUGGAAGUAAUAGAUAUCCCAUAUAAAAGGUUAAUGUAGAUUGCAGUUGAUUUAUAAUUUUACCACAAUUAAUUUUUACUUCAAAAACAGACCAUCUGAAUAUUAGCAAUUCACUAAUUUGGCAAAAGAUAUUCAUUAUUGCAUAGAUAAUCACUGAGCUUGUAUUCAUUUCUUAUGUUGCUUUCUUGAUAUUGAUUGAACGGAAAACAUGUAAUACAAACAUGUUAACAUAUAGCUUGACUCUAUCUGCUGUAAAACUCACUGAAUGUUAUGGAUUUGCAGCAAAAUAAAAAACAGUAAUUAUUUUA